AUGGCUGCGGAACUCACUGCUCUUGAACAGAAUCAGACAUGGACCCUUACGUCUCUCCCUUCCGGUCAUCGUCCGAUUGGGUGUAAGUGGGUCUACAAAAUUAAGUACAACUCAGAUGGUACAGUUGAGCGAUACAAGGCUCAGUUGGUGGUGAAAGGCUUCACUCAACGUGAAGGAAUUGAUUACAAAGAGACAUUUGCUCCUGUCGCCAAAUUGACCACUGUCCGUUGCCUGCUUACUGUUGCCGCCAUCCGUAAUUGGUCUCUUCAUCAAAUGGAUGUCCAAAACGCAUUUCUCCAUGGUGAUCUCACUGAGGAGGUGUACAUGCAACUACCUCCUGGGCAACAUAUGGUGUGCCGACUCAACAAAUCCUUUUACGAGCUCAAACAAGCUUCUCGUAGCUGGUUCCACAAGUUCUCUAAUGCUAUCCAGCAAGGUGGUUUUCAUCAGUCAAAAGCCGACUAUUCCCUAUUCACUAAAGUGUCUGGCACCUCCUUUACAGCUCUACUCAUUUAUGUCGAUGACAUGAUCAUCACCGGCAACGACGACAAUGCCAUUGCCUCUCUUAAAGACUUCCUUCGCACCAAAUUCGCAUUAAAGACCUUGGUCAAAUGCGGUACUUCCUUGGUGUCGAAGUUGCUCACUCCAUUGAUGGGAUUUCAAUAUCUCAACGAAAAUAUACACUUGAUAUUUUGA
This is a messenger RNA of Prunus armeniaca (apricot), 696 nucleotides long. NCBI's taxonomy places the organism in Eukaryota, Viridiplantae, Streptophyta, Magnoliopsida, Rosales, Rosaceae. The record is from the annotation of a GenBank genome assembly.